AUGUGUCGGGGUCAGCGGCGCGGGCGCAGCGUACCAAGCGCUGGCCGAGGUGUUUUCCCUUGGAAGAGUAGUUCGUCUAAGAACAAUGACUCAUCUCCGACGUCCUGGAGACUGUUCGGCAGCAAGUCCAACAGUAACCUGGCGAAGAGUCUGACCGCUGAGGUUCAGAAGUCAUUGACCCCAUCGUCCUCCGUAACCACCACACCGCACCACCACAAACGGCAGGGCAGCUCUGCCAGUGAGAAGCAGUUCGACGACCUAGUCGCCAGCUCCAUAGCGCUCAUACAACAUGACAGGCCAUCAAAUCUGCCAGCAAAAUGCACUGAAGAAGCUCUGCGUCACAAGGCGGAACACGCUCGGAUGGUUGAAGCGGCGAGACGUAGAGUGGAGCGAGAGGCUGCUGCGAGACACGCGAAGAUGCAGGAGUCAUUGAGGAUGGAGGAGAGACUCACGAGACACGCCAGGGAGUGGACACAGAACAUACUGCCGGACUGGCAGAACAUGAAAAAUGCAAAAAGAACUCAAGAACUUUGGUGGAGCGGGCUACCACCGUCUAUAAGAGGACGUGUAUGGCAACUGGCUAUAGAGAACAAACUUAAUAUAACAGAAGAAAUGUACCAAGACUAUGUGGCCAAAGCAAAACAGAAGUUACACGAAGCGCAGUUGAGAAGGAAACGGUUAAAAAUCAACAACUCCUGUCACUGCCAAGAAGACGAUCCUAAAGAUAAAGAAGAAAAAAUUACAAAAGAUACAAAUAAAGAAGACAACAUCAAAAAAACGGAAAAAACAAAAAAUGACGAUAGAAAAGAUGAGAAAGUUGAAAAAUUGAGAUUAGGAAUGCCAAGGAAUUACAGCGAGCAGAAUCUGAAGACGUUAAACGUUGAACCACCCAACAAGUGUUGCUCGAAAUCAAACCCUAAUCUAUUAGAAUAUAGUGACGAAUGUUCAAUGGAGUUGAUCCAGUUGGAUAUAUCAAGGACUUUCCCACAUCUGUGUAUUUUCCAGCCGGGAGGGCCGUACUUCGACGUCCUACAUGAGUUGCUGGCGGCUUACGUGUGUUACAGACCCGAUAUAGGAUAUGUACAGGGCAUGUCGUUCAUAGCGGCUGUAUUGAUCCUCAACAUGGAAGCGCCCCAAGCGUUCAUGUGUUUCUCAAACCUACUAGAGUGGCCUGUACUGAGGGCCGCCUUCACCAGGGACGGAGCUACAAUGCAGCGUCUGUGGCGAGCGUACACAUCCGUCUUAUCCCACGAGCUGCCCCGCCUCGUGUCUGUGGUGGCCCCGGAACUAUAUCUAGUAGACUGGAUCUACUCGGUGUUCGCUAAACCGAUGCCGCUAGACGCUGCGUGCCGCGUGUGGGACGUUAUGUUGAGGGACGGAGACUACUUCUUGUUCCAUGUGGCACUCGGUGUGCUACAUUUAUACCAAAACGAAUUAAAGGAUAUGGAUUUCAUAUCAGCGGCUCAGUUCCUCACUAAAUUACCAGACGACCUUGACCCUGAAGCUCUCUUUAGGAGCAUUUCCUGUACAUCACUCACAGCAGACGGCAUGACCUUCGAAGAACUGAUCACCAACUGCCAAAUAGACGAAGAAGACAACGUCAGAUUAUGA
Messenger RNA from Danaus chrysippus (African queen), 1611 nucleotides. NCBI's taxonomy places the organism in Eukaryota, Metazoa, Arthropoda, Insecta, Lepidoptera, Nymphalidae. The record is from the annotation of a GenBank genome assembly.